This is a messenger RNA of Aplysia californica (California sea hare), 2478 nucleotides long. RefSeq names its product calcium-binding protein P. The record is from RefSeq and is a predicted model, not a curated record. NCBI's taxonomy places the organism in Eukaryota, Metazoa, Mollusca, Gastropoda, Aplysiida, Aplysiidae.
CUCCCUACCAGUCAGGCCCAUACCCCCACCACCCCAUGGGGCCCAUGGGACAAGGGGGCCCCCCACCCCAGCAGUACCCCGGAGCGGGACCCCAGCAGCCCGGCGGCCACUACCCUGGCUACAUGAACCAGCCAGGCCAGUACCCGCCCCACUCGGGGGCCGCCCAGGGCCAGUACCCCGGCAUGGGACAGCAGCCUCAGCAAGGGUACCCGCCCUACAGCGGAGGGCCCCAGGGGGCGCCCCACUAUCCUGGCCAGCCCCCCAUGGCGCCCCAGCCCUACCCCGGCCAGUACCCGCCGCACCAACAGGGAGCCCCAGGGGCUGCACCCCCGCAGGGAGCCCCCAACAUGGCGGCAGGAGGACCCCGCCCCCCCAUGCAACAGGCGGCAAAUGCCACGGGUGCAGGAGGCCAAGGGGAGUCCCAGGAGCAGCCGAUGAUGACCUCCCCGGCCCCACCCCCGGCCAGCAAGUAGAGGAGCAGCAGCAGGACGUCAGCGACCACCCUCCUACUUACACUCCACACCAUCAAGCCGUCACCUGAGCCUAGGACUGACUGGAGCAGGCAGAGCGGGACACGACCCAGUGCACUGCUGUUUGAAUUGGAAAAAACCAUGUACUGGGUUCUAGCAAAUUCAUGUUUUAUCAUACUUUGGAAAACAAGUUUAAAAAAAAUAAAAAAAUUUGGGCUAAGAUUCAGUUGAAAUUGUCCAUUCUGAACAUGGUUUGUGUAUUUGUUUAAUAUACAAGAUAUUCAAAGGUAUAUAAUUUAUAGGGAGCGAAGUAGGUGGGAGUGGUUGGAGGAGGAGGUGGAGAUCUGUAUUGACCAAAGUGUCUGUGCAAGUCACUGACAUUUGAAUGAAGAACGGUCGUGUUGGGUGUACGAUGUGCUCAAGUGAAGUAGAUGGUGUCCAGUAGAAGAAUUUGUGGGCUGACCGACCACGAGGAUGGUGGAGUGAAAUGAUUUUUGUGGAACAAGGGAGGGGAGGAAGGCGUGUAGGUUUUGGAAUAGAGGGACAGAGUAGAGUGGUUGAGGUUGUACGAGUGAUGAAAUGAGUGAUGGAAGGAAGUGUUUGUGAGGAGAAGUUAGUGGUGAGUGGAGUAAUCCUCAAGUCCCAGGAUAUGAUUACAGAAAAAAAAUGCACUCUCUCUGUUUCUCUCUCUCCGUUCUAGUGAGACAGAGGUCAAUUUAUCAGGUAGAACUGUGUUCUAAAUGAAGGGAGCGUCAUUGUUUUUUUCAAACCUGGCAAGGAGUGAGUGGAACCCAUGUGGGAGACCACGGUCUAGACUCGAUUGUGUAUUUGUAGAUAAAUACUUUGAAUACAGUACAGCAUCCAUUUCUUUUUUCCAUGUUGUUGCCUAUUGUCUUACUUUUAUUUUUCUAGGAACCCCGACUGACUGAGUGACACCUCAGGGAAACGGGGAAGGCAAAUUCUUUAUAUUUCAAGGGAAUUGUAAAUGAUUGUGGGGUUUUUCCGUAUUUGGUUUCUUUAUCGAAGAAUGAACUCGUUCUCAUUUCGGUGUGGAAGUUGUCUUUUUUUUUUGAUAGACCGAUAGAGAGAGAGAACAACUAGUGGGGUAUUUUUAGGGAGAGCUACCGUUGUAUGUGAACCAGAAAAGAGUGAAGUGCAGAAGGAAAUGUUGCACCAGAAGAUCUGUGUGUACAUACGUAACACGCGUACCACUUUUGUGCUCAUCUUUUGUGUAUCUCUCGGCGCUGUACAUACCAAUCCUAUUGUCAUUGUGUUUUGUAGCUGUUUCAUAUUUUUUAAAGUCCAUUUUUCCAAGUUCUUCAUUCAUAAAUAAUCCAAGUGUUUAUUUUCUCGCCAAAUCAUGUCACGAAAGUUCUGGAGAUGAGAAUCUUUUGUUGUUGGUCUUCUGCCGAGACUAAAGCUUGGCAUGUUUGAUUAAUUUCUUGUAAAUAUAUCCUCCACACGGCUGCUCAGUUGUUUUUUUUACCCUUUUUUUUUCUUUAGGGGUUGGGGGGUGGGGUUGCUCUUUUUCAGGGUGGCUGACAUCUAAGUCAUUUGUCGUGCACUAGACUGUUCCGGGUGGGAAUGUCUGUUGGGUUAUGGAGGGGCAGCAGUUGGCCUGGUAUUGUACAUCUCUGUCUUCAUGGAAUGUUUUAUUGUAAUCUUGGCCAGCUGCAGUGUUGCUCAUCUAGCAUUUUCUUUUCUAUGCUUUUUUUUUGACAGCUUAAAAAGUAAAAGGGAGAUUUUUAAAAACAACUUGAAAUUGUUUUAAGUUCAAAAGUGAGCCCCCCCCCCCUGCCACACCCCCACAGUUUUUCAGAAACUAUUGGGAAAGGCAUUUACAAUUUAUCUGUACAUGUUAUAUUUUUGUCAUAAAAUUAGUUACAGCUUUUUUCUUUCUCUUUUUAUUUAUUAGAUGUACAUGUCGUUAUUUCUGUUGUAUUGUUUAUUUUUAUUUGUGCACAAGGAGGAAAUGAUUAAAAAGCCGUAAUAAAGCAGUGGUGCUAAG